CAUCGCAAGUUCCGACGAUGAAGUUCCUGGCUGUCUGCAUUUUCCUGAUCUUCGCCCUGGUGGCCGUUCAGGCCCAUCCUGGCCAUGGUAACCGUGGUGGACCCGGUGGAUCCUUCGGUGGACAGGGUGGACACGGUGGACCCGGUGGAUCCUUCGGUGGACAGGGUGGCGGUGGUGGCAGCGCCACUGCCACUGCCAACGCCAGUGCCGAUGCCAAAAGCCAAGGAGGCGGCCCAGCCUCAGCCACCGCCAACGCAAACGCCGUCGCCACUUCCCAGGGAAACCGAGGAUAGAUCCAAAACCAAGGCAGAAGUGAACCCUAAACAAUCAAAACUACCUCAAAAAGUGGGCACGGCGCCAGACGGGCCUCCUGAUAUGAAGCGACCCCGAUUAAUAUAUUAAUAUGCUAAAUUUGCUUCUCGGAAA
This is a messenger RNA of Drosophila elegans, 426 nucleotides long. Its product is annotated as ctenidin-3. The record is from RefSeq and is a predicted model, not a curated record. The transcript has a single exon. The coding region runs from base 18 to 293 and encodes 91 amino acids. NCBI's taxonomy places the organism in Eukaryota, Metazoa, Arthropoda, Insecta, Diptera, Drosophilidae.